GUGGCAUGGAGCAGCUUGAGCACUCCUUCCUGAAACUUGAAAGGGCGUCACGUUGAAGAAGUCAUUGUCGGCACCAGUUUCAGGGCGGCUACGGUAUGGCCCCUGAAGAAUUUGCCUCUUUUCAGCUCCAUUCGCUGGGCAGCAACAGCUAGUGGGACUCCUCACAGGUAUUUGCAGACUGAAGAUCCGAUAUUGGCUUGGUCUCUUCCGCCCGGUUCCCGCUCUAUCAGACAAGGUCAAAAUUUUCCUACUUCUUAGUCAAGGAUGGCGGCUGUUGUUGAGGACGUGCCGCGAUCAUCCGAGAGCGAUCAACAUCUUCUCCAGGAGUCGACAAGUCUGUCCGGAGCAGUGGUCGCAGAUCCACUGAGCGGCGCCAACGUGAGCACUCUUAGGAAUCAUGUAGGAGGAGCCUAUGACGAUGUGACACCUGUUGGCUCCCCGGAGGUGGUAGCUCCAGAAACAGUCAGCUCAGGAGAAAGGCUGAAGGAGCCGCCAGUUUCAGCGGACGGUCUGCCAAAGAAGCUGCUGAUCUUAGACGUGAACGGCUUCCUUAUUGACACCAUGUUCAAGUUUGACAAGGGCAAGCCGACCCUGCGGGAGCAUGACGGCACUGUCAACAACUUUCUGAUUUACAACCGGCCGCACUGCGAGGACUUCAUCAAGUUCUGCCUGGAUAACUUUGUGGUGGGGGUGUGGUCAUCUGCGCGAAGACACAAUGUGGAAGGUCUAACUCGAUACAUAUUUGGGGAGGCGGUCAGUCAGCUGGCCUUCAUUUGGGGCCAGGACCAGUGCACCAACACCGGCUUCAUGCACCCCGAGAACCGCAACAAGCCCAUUUUCCUCAAGGAGCUCCGCAGGGUGUGGGAGUCCCCCCCUUUCAGUGGCGUCUACGGCCCCAGCAAUACGCUCCUGAUCGACGACUCCGCCUAUAAGGCCCUGCGGAAUCCGCCGUACACGGGAGUCUUUCCGAAGACGUAUGUCGCUGACGGGCGCGAACAAGACUGCCUCGCCCCUGGCGGUCGCAUCCGUUCGUUUUUGGAGGGUGUCCACGUGGCCGCGGACGUCCGUGAGUACGUCAAAGCGCACCCGUUCGGUCAACCCGGGAUCAGCGUCGGCCCCGACUGUUCGGUCGAGAUAACCGGGGAGGUUAGCGCCCGGGUUAGGGAGGAGACCCAGGCGAGUUUUGAGCAGUUUAUCCGGAAGCAGAGAGAGCAGCAAAGUACCCGAGGGAGCGCACCGAGUCAGGAGUCUGCUGAGGGGUUAGCAGUGGGGUUAGCGGACGGCUUAGCGAGGGGGCAAGCAGACGGGUUCGCAAAUAGGUUAGCAGAGAAAGCGGCCCAGCAAGUGAAAGCGGGAAGUUCAAGUCGGUUCGAAGAUACUUACCGGAUAGAAGAAAGUCGAAAAGCUGAGUGGCAGAGAGCAAACGGGGGUCAGGGUCUGUGGCGGGAUCCGCCCCGUCACGCAACGGGUGAAGACAUGGACUUCGGAAACCAGAACGGUGCCAGGUGGCAAGGCGUGGAAAGCGGCGGGGUGGGGGCAAGGAGUCGCUUCUCGAGGCAGUUCGAGACGAAUGGUUUUGAGAGGAAUGGUUUUCGGGGACAAAACGAAGGCCGGUGGCCGGAAGCAAGGCCAAGCUACGAGGCAAUGAAAGGACCAAUAGACGCGGGCUGGUCGGAUGGUGAAGGAGCGACCGGUGGAGUCUACCGGGAGAGGACGCGGUCGCCGGUUGGUGUGAGGAGAGCUCCGGAAACCGAACGCCGGCCAAUGCGGAACGGGUACCCGAGGGAGUCUGGUUGGAAUGCUGAGGCGGGCUGGGGUGGAAACGGUUGGGAAAGACCGCGCUGGGAUACGUUUGGACUCCGGGAAGAGGGGUGGGACUCGGAAAAGCUCCCGGUUGACGCACGCGUGACGGGAAGCGCGCCGGCACAGAUUGAAAACGGGUGGGGGCAAUCGGGCUGGGAAAGUAAGGCCUCGUUUGGGUACGAGCGCGCAGGAUUGCAAGAAUGGACGGGGUUUUCACACUGGGCUGGCCCGGCUCCUCGGCCUGGUGUGCAUCGGCAACCGGAGGAAGCACAGAGGGAGAGGACGUGGCAAGCCAACGGGACGGGCCGGCCGCCCGGCGCAAGUUUCUGGGAGCCCUCUACUAGUUACAACCGGUCCUGGGAGCCUUCUACCAGUUACAAUGGGCCACCUCCUCCGGGAAACGGAUUUGUUCCAUCGAACGGGUUCACCAGGAAUGACUGGGGCGCAGCCCCAGGCUUUGAUGGUCGUCGACCUCAAGAUGGGGGGCUGUUGCCUUUUGAGUGGCAGUCUCAUGGACAGUUUCCGGUUGAUGGUCCAUUUUCAAAUGGCGUGGUGCCGCUGCCCCCGUUUCGUGAUUACAGGCAAGUAACUGAUCCAGGUUUGAAUGGUCGGGGAGCUCGAGUCCAACACACAUACGUCAGCCAAGAGUACAAGCAAUAAUGCUGUGGUUGACCAAGUGCUGUUUACGGCCUUGCCUGCAAAACUAGGACUUGGUGGCAUGUUGUUUGCUGAAAGUGAAGUCUCAAUCAACUCGCGACAACUCUUCUUGGAAAAGGGGCGGAAAAGUUCAGCACCGUACUUAAUACAUGCACUCGACGGGCCGCGUACUUUAUACAUGCACUCGACGGGCCGGCAAGCCUUGAAAGCAAUGGGUGCACUCUUCAGUUCAUUGGGGAGGCUUCCGUGCACUUAGCGUGCAACAUCUAUUGCUGCAUAGGAGAAUAUAUGUUGAGGAUCUUU
This is a messenger RNA of Klebsormidium nitens, 2763 nucleotides long. NCBI's taxonomy places the organism in Eukaryota, Viridiplantae, Streptophyta, Klebsormidiophyceae, Klebsormidiales, Klebsormidiaceae. The record is from the annotation of a GenBank genome assembly.